Molecule: messenger RNA, 1368 nt
Organism: Protopterus annectens (West African lungfish)
Lineage: Eukaryota; Metazoa; Chordata; Ceratodontiformes; Protopteridae
Product: chemokine XC receptor 1-like
Exons: 1
Coding region: 113-1168 (351 amino acids)
Biological process (GO): chemotaxis; G protein-coupled receptor signaling pathway; immune response
Cellular component (GO): membrane
Molecular function (GO): chemokine receptor activity
Source: RefSeq, a predicted model, not a curated record
CACUUUCAUCCAGUUAAAAUAUGAAAAGCUGAGUAUAAAGCUCUGUGCAUGUCAGAAUUGAUAGAUUCCUUUCUUUGCCUUUCAGAGUUGUGAACUGGCAGUCAUUGCAGCAAUGUCAUCAGCUGUUACUACAGCUAAUAUUUAUGAAGCAGAUAGCUCCACAGCAGCAGACUAUUACAGUUACCUAUAUGAUGAAGGACCUGCUGGUGGCUACUGUACCAAAUAUGAUGUGAUUCAACUUACUGCUCUGUUAACCGCAGUAUUUUACUCACUGAUAACUUUUCUUGGACUCACUGGAAACAGUCUGGUUCUCUUCAUCUUGCUUAAAUAUGAAAGCUUAGUAUCUGUAACCAACAUUUUUAUUUUGAAUCUGUCUGUAUCGAACCUGAUUUCCUGCUUGUCUUUGCCUUUCUGGGCUAUAUACCAAAGCCAAGGAUGGAUUUUUGGAGAUGUGCUUUGUAAAGUAGUAAGUGCAGAUUUUUCUGUGGGAUUCUACAGUGGCAUUAUUUUUCUGACCAUGAUGACUAUCCAUCGAUGCAUUGUAGUGAUUAGUCCAUUGGCAGAGAAACCACAAAGAAGCUGCUAUGGCAUUCUAUUCUGCAGCAUUGCCUGGGUCACCAGCAUUGUAGUGAGUACCCCUGAAAUCAUACUGUUUAAUACUGAGACUCGGGACAAUAUUAUAUACUGUACAAAUCUGGCUCCAUCACUCUUCUGGAAAUUUUUUGGAACAUAUCAGCAAAACAUAUUUUUUUUUAUUUCUUUCAGUGUCAUUUUAUACUGUUAUAUUAAAAUACUGAGGAUACUGUGCCAAAAUCACACACCGAGGAAAAGAAAGGCUAUAAAGCUCAUCCUUAUAAUUGUAGUUGUAUUUUUUAUGACUUGGACACCCUACAAUGUAAUUAUAUUUCUGAAGUCUUUACGAGAUUUGAAUGUAUGGCAACUUGAUUGUGAAUACAGUAAGCAGAUUGAUUAUGCCUUUUACAUGUGUCGUAAUAUUGCUUUGUCACAGUGUUGUAUUAAUCCUAUAUUGUAUGCCUUUGUAGGAGUGAAAUUCAGAAGCCAUUUGUUAAAUCUGCUUAGUAGCUAUGUGAAAUGCUUUGGUAAUGCUAAUGUUAUUGCUGCAAACACCAACAAACAAGAUGGAUCUGAUUACCAUCACCUUUAUUAAAACCUUUAUUAUGAGAGGUUAAAUUUGAUUUAAGAACUUUCAUCAUCUUUACUUAACUAAGAGUAUAAUUUGUCACAGUAAAUAAGACAGCAGACAAUCAAUAGAAAAAGUUUACUAAAAGCCAAAAAGUGAAUACAAAAAUGUAAAUAAAAUACUAAUACUAUUUAUUAAAAACAGCAUUGCUGUACCAUUUGUUAAAC